Messenger RNA from Rangifer tarandus platyrhynchus (Svalbard reindeer), 924 nucleotides. NCBI's taxonomy places the organism in Eukaryota, Metazoa, Chordata, Mammalia, Artiodactyla, Cervidae. The record is from the annotation of a GenBank genome assembly.
AUGGCCAGCAAUGUUACCAACAAGACGGAUCCUCGCUCCAUGAACUCUCGUGUAUUCAUUGGGAAUCUCAAUACCCUUGUGGUCAAGAAAUCUGACGUGGAAGCAAUCUUCUCAAAAUACGGCAAAAUCGUGGGUUGCUCUGUUCAUAAGGGCUUUGCCUUCGUUCAGUAUGUUAAUGAGAGAAAUGCCCGGGCUGCGGUGGCAGGAGAGGAUGGCAGAAUGAUUGCUGGCCAGGUUUUAGAUAUUAAUCUGGCUGCAGAGCCAAAAGUGAACCGAGGAAAAGCUGGUGUGAAACGAUCUGCAGCGGAGAUGUACGGGUCAGUACCAGAACACCCUUCUCCGUCCCCUCUACUCAGCUCUUCUUUUGACUUGGACUAUGACUUUCAACGGGAUUAUUACGACAGGAUGUACAGUUACCCAGCACGUGUUCCUCCUCCUCCUCCUAUUGCUCGGGCUGUAGUGCCCUCAAAACGCCAGCGUGUAUCAGGAAACACCUCACGAAGGGGCAAAAGUGGUUUCAAUUCUAAAAGUGGACAGCGGGGAUCUUCUUCUAAGUCUGGAAAGUUGAAAGGAGAUGACCUUCAGACCAUUAAGAAGGAGUUAACCCAGAUAAAACAAAAAGUGGAUUCUUUACUGGAAAGCCUGGAAAAAAUUGAAAAGGAGCAGAGCAAACAAGGAGUAGAGAUGAAGAAUGAUAAGUCAGAAGAGGAGCAGAGCAGCAGCUCCCUGAAGAAAGAUGAGACUAAUGUGAAGAUGGAGUCUGAGGGGGGUGCAGAUGACUCUGCUGAGGAGGGGGACCUACUGGAUGAUGAUGAUAAUGAAGAUCGGGGGGAUGACCAGCUGGAGUUGAUCAAGGAUGAUGAAAAAGAGGCUGAGGAAGGAGAGGAUGACAGAGACAGCGCCAAUGGCGAGGAUGACUCUUAA